This is a messenger RNA of Wasmannia auropunctata (little fire ant), 1355 nucleotides long. Its product is annotated as elongation of very long chain fatty acids protein AAEL008004-like. Gene Ontology annotation, cellular component: endoplasmic reticulum membrane. The transcript is spliced from 4 exons. Bases 473 to 1282 code for a protein of 269 amino acids. Gene Ontology annotation, biological process: fatty acid elongation, polyunsaturated fatty acid; very long-chain fatty acid biosynthetic process; fatty acid elongation, saturated fatty acid. Gene Ontology annotation, molecular function: fatty acid elongase activity. The record is from RefSeq and is a predicted model, not a curated record. NCBI's taxonomy places the organism in Eukaryota, Metazoa, Arthropoda, Insecta, Hymenoptera, Formicidae.
UCCCUGUUCGUUGUAUUUUCGGAAAAGCCCAUUUAAUAUUUUUCUACAAACUCCGCUCUAAUGUAAGUAACCGCAAAUGCGAAAUUAUAUAACAUACGCAUCGAAGUUAACAAAGUCUUUCUAGACAUUUAAAAAAAAUUAAUACGUCUUAUAUCAUCUUACAAUUAACUUCAUUUGACCUAUUAAGUUUAUUUUGUUGCGAAAUAAUGAAAAGUCAAUAGAAUAAUUUUACUAUGAAAUUACAUUUAUACCGGAACUACAUUCUUUUCUAAGUUCGAAGUUCAUCGCAUGUUUUAAAAUCCAGCUCGAUGAUUGUAUACGUGACAGAAUCGAUUUUGCCAAAGUAACGGGAAGAUAAUUGUUGGUGCUUAAUUGAUACAUUUUAUUAGUUAGACAUAAUAAAGUAAGAAAUUAAAUAAACAAGGAAUUUUGAUAUACACUGUUGUAACAUUGCUGAUUGCCCAUCUUCUAAAUGGAUUUGAGAGAAAUGUAUCAUUAUAUAUUUUUAGAACAAUCGUAUCCACUAACUCGCGAAUGGCCGCUUUUUUCUUCGCCGUGGCCACUAAUGUUAAUAACUCUUGGAUAUAUAUAUUUUGUUCUUUAUGCUGGACCUCGCUACAUGAAAGAUCGACCGCCAUAUGAAUUAAAAACUUUUAUACUAAUAUAUAACAUGAUUCAAAUUCUAGCAAACUUAUGGUUUGUAAAAGAGCAUAUAUCUCUCGGUUGGUUUUCAGAAUUUAGUAUAAUAUGCGGACAACGUGAUGAAGUUCUUAUGCACUCCAAAACUAAUGUGAUUAAACUAUUCAAUGUAGGAUGGUGGAUGUUUUUACUGAGACUUUUCGAUUACGUCGAAACCUGUGUAUUUGUAUUGAGAAAGAAACAAAACCAAGUCUCUGCUUUGCACAUAUAUCAUCAUGUAUCUAUUUUGGUAUUAGGGUGGUAUUAUUUCAAGUUUAUUUUGGAUGAAAGGAUAACAUUUGGUUCAUUGUUAAAUUGUACCGUGCAUGUAAUCAUGUACACUUAUUAUUUUCUCGCUGCAUGGAGUCCGGAACUCCAACAGAUGAUAUCUCCCAUUAAAUUAUAUAUAACUAAGUUGCAGAUGGUACAAUUUAUUGUGGUGAUAAUAAUUAUGCUGCAGAUUUUCAAUCCUAAUUGUCAAGCGCCACCUUUAGUUAAAGGAUCAGCAGUUUUUUUUAUUGGAAAUAUACUUAUAUUUCUGUAUUUAUUUUAUGAUUUUUAUAAAAAAACCUACACUACGUUACCUAAACAGAAGAAUAACUAAGAGAGUAUUACAAUUUUAUAUAAUUAUACAUACGCAUAUUUAUAUAUGUAAUUAAUAUUAUAUAUUAAAUAUA